AUGCUGUUCAUCGACUACAGCUCAGCAUUUAACACCAUAGUACACUCCAAACUCGCCAUUAAGUUCGAGACCCUGGCCCUGUGCAACUGGGUCCUGGACUUCCUGACGGGACACCCCCAGGUAGUGAGGGACCCACACGCUCCAGAACCCACACGCUCCAGAACCCACACGCUCCAGGACCCACACGCUCCAGAACCCACACGCUCCAGAACCCACACGCUCCAGAACCCACACGCUCCAGAACCCACAUGCUCCAGAACCCACACGCUGCAGGACCCACACGCUACAGGACCUACACUUUCCAGGACCCACACACUGCAGGAGCCACACGCUCCAGAACCCACACGCUCCAGGACCCACACGCUGCAGGACCCACACGCUCCAGGACCCACACGCUGCAGGACCCACACGCUCCAGGACCCACACGCUGCAGGACCCACACGCUCCAGGACCUACACUUUCCAGGACCCACACACACCAGAACCCACACGCUCCAGGACCCACACGCUCCAGGACCUACACUUUCCAGGACCCACACACACCAGAACCCACACGCUCCAGGACCUACACUUUCCAGGACCCACACGCUCCAGGACCUACACUUUCCAGGACCCACACGCUGCAGGACCCACACGCUCCAGGACCUACUCUUUCCAGGACCCACACUCUGCAGGAUCCACACGCUCCAGGACCCACACGCUGCAGGACCCACACACUCCAGGACCCACACGCUUCAGGACCUACAUUUUCCAGGACCCACACUCUGCAGGACCCACAUGCUCCAGGACCCACACGCUGCAGGACCCACACGCUGCAGGACCCACACGCUCCAGGACCUACACUUUCCAGGACCCACACCCUGCAGGACCCACAUGCUGUAGGACCCACACUCUGCAGGACCCACACUCUGCAGGACCCACAUGCUGCAGGACCCACACGUUCCAGAGGAGACAGACUCACAGCUUCAGAUCUGUAUCUUUUACAACACAAGGUUUUCAUCAGCUGAAGGAGAAAGAGAUUGUUAACAGCAGCAGCAGCAACAGUAGUAACAGCAGCAGCAGCAACAGUAAUAACAGAAGCAGCAUCGACAGUAGUAACAGCAGCAACAGCAACAGUAGUGACAGCAGCAGCGACAGUAGUAACAGCAGCAACAGUAGUAACAGAAGCAGCAGCAACAGUAGUAACAGCAGCAGCAGCGACAAUAGUAACAGCAGCAACAGUAGUAACAGAAGCAGCAGCGACAGUAGUAACAGCAGCAGCAGUGACAAUAGUAACAGCAGCAACAGUAGUAACAGCAGCAACAGCAACAGUAGUGACAGCAGCAGCGACAGUAGUAACAGCAGCAACAGUAGUAACAGAAGCAGCAGCAACAGUAGUAACAGCAGCAGCAGCGACAAUAGUAACAGCAGCAACAGUAGUAACAGCAGCAGCAGCAACAGUAGUAACAGCAGCAGCAGCAACAGUAGUAACAGCAGCAGCAGCAACAGUAGUAACAGCAGCAGCAGCGACAGUAGUAACAGCAGCAGCAACAGCGGCAACAGUAGUAACAGCAGCAGCGACAGUAGUUUCAGUAGUAACAGCAACAGUAGUAGCAGCAGCAGUGAUAGUAGUAACAGCAGCAGCAACAGUAAUAACAGAAGCAACAGCGACAGUAGUAACAGCAGCAGCGACAGUAGUAACAGCAGCAGCAACAGUAGUAACAGCAGCAGCAACAUUAGUAACAGUAGCAGCAGCAACAGUAGUAACAGUAGUAACAGCAACAGUAGUAACAGUAGUAACAGCAACAGUAGUAACAGCAGCAGCAGCGACAGUAGUAGCAGCAGCAACAGUAGUAACAGCAGCAGCAGUAGUAACUGUAGCAGCAGCAGCAGCAGCAGUGACAGUAGUAACAGCAGCAGCAGCAACAGUAAUAACAGCAGCAGCAGCAACAGUAGUGACAGCAGCAGCAGCAACAGUAGUAACAGCAAUAACAGCAGCAGCAGCAACAGUAGUGACAGCAGCAGCAGCGACAGUAGUAACAGCAGCAGCGACAGUAGUAACAGCAGCAGCAACAUUAGUGACAGCAGCAGCAGCAACAGUAAUAACAGCAGCAGCAUCAACAGUAGUAACAGCAGCAGCAACAGUAAUAACAGCAGCAGCAGCAGUAAUAACAGCAGCAGCAGCAACAGUAGUGACAGCAGCAGCAGCAACAGUAGUGACAGCAGCAGCAGCAACAGUAGUGACAGCAGCAGCAGCAACAGUAGUAACAGCAGCAGCAGCAACAGUAGUAACAGCAGCAGCAACAGUAGUGACAGCAGCAGCAACAGUAGUAACAGCAGCAGCAACAGUAGUAACAGCAGCAGCAGCAACAGUAGUGACAGCAGCAGCAACAUUAGUAACAGCAGCAGCAGCAACAGUAGUGACAGCAUCAGCAACAUCGCAAAAACCGUCAAGCACUAUGAUGAAACUGGCUCUCAUGGGGAUCGCCACUUCAGAGUGUUCAAGUAA
Molecule: messenger RNA, 2487 nt
Organism: Oncorhynchus nerka (sockeye salmon)
Lineage: Eukaryota; Metazoa; Chordata; Actinopteri; Salmoniformes; Salmonidae
Product: dentin sialophosphoprotein-like
Exons: 6
Coding region: 1-2487 (828 amino acids)
Source: RefSeq, a predicted model, not a curated record